AUGAGCCAACACAACAUCCUCGAAGCUCUUAACGUCCGGGUCGUGGGCACGGGCGACCGGAUCCUAGUCCUAGCCCAUGGAUUCGGCACAGACCAAUCCGCAUGGCACUUAAUCCUCCCUUACUUCACACAAACCUACAGAGUCGUCCUCUACGACCUAGUCUGCGCCGGAAGCGUCAACCCUGACUACUUCGACUUCAACCGUUACACAACCCUCGACCCCUACGUCGACGACCUCCUCAACAUCAUCGACUCCCUCGGCAUCCAAACCUGCGCCUACGUAGGCCACUCGGUCUCCGCCAUGAUUGGUAUCAUUGCUUCUAUCCGUCGCCCGGAGCUUUUCUCCAAACUCAUCCUCAUCGGAGCCUCUCCGAGGUUCCUCAACGACGAGGAUUACCACGGAGGGUUCGAGGAAGGGGAGAUAGAGAAAGUGUUCUCGGCUAUGGAAGCGAACUACGAGGCGUGGGUUCAGGGAUAUGCCCCGUUGGCUGUUGGAGCUGAUGUCCCCGAGGCGGUCAGAGAGUUUAGCCGGACGCUUUUUAAUAUGCGUCCGGAUAUCUCUCUGUUCGUCUCGAGGACUGUGUUUAAUAGUGAUCUUAGAGGCGUUCUUGGCCUUGUGAAAGUGCCUUCUUGUGUGAUCCAGACGGCUAAGGACGUCUCGGUUCCGGCCUCGGUGGCGGAGUAUCUGAGGGAGAAUCUCGGUGGGGAUACGACGGUGGAGACGUUGAAAACUGAAGGUCAUUUGCCGCAUCUUAGUGCUCCGGCGCAGCUUGCUCAGUUUCUCCGGCGUGCACUUCCUCGGUGA
Eruca vesicaria subsp. sativa (arugula) is the source of this 804-nucleotide messenger RNA. NCBI's taxonomy places the organism in Eukaryota, Viridiplantae, Streptophyta, Magnoliopsida, Brassicales, Brassicaceae. The record is from the annotation of a GenBank genome assembly.